This is a messenger RNA of Salvia miltiorrhiza (redroot sage), 850 nucleotides long. RefSeq lists its product as uncharacterized. The coding region runs from base 1 to 828 and encodes 275 amino acids. The transcript has 7 exons. The record is from RefSeq and is a predicted model, not a curated record. Lineage: Eukaryota; Viridiplantae; Streptophyta; Magnoliopsida; Lamiales; Lamiaceae.
AUGAGUGGAAAAUCAGUUUUAGCUUUAGAACCAUUAAUUGUUUCUGAAUCAACUGAACGCCCGAAUAUUACUGAAAAUGGAUUUGAUUUCAUCCAUUUUCGAAAUAUUCAUUCACAUGAUCCAGAAUUGGUAUUGGAUAUUCUUGGGGAGGUAAAAACUGAAAAUAUUACCAUAGAUUGUGUUGAAAUGAAGCAUGGCAAAGCUAAGAAGUGUGACAUAACAUUGGCUGAUGCAGAUGGCACACAAGUAAUUUGCGUAUUGUGGGAAUCAUAUGCCGAUGAACUCAAAAUAUUCAUGGAAAGCAGAUCAAGCGAGGAUAAAGAACCAGUAAUGAUAGCUUUACAAUUUGCUAUGUUAUCAACAUUCAGAGGUGUAACCAAAGUUUCCACAAUGAAGCACGCAACCAGAUUUUUUAUCAGCCCUGAUAUUCAAGAAGUUAAAGAUUUUAUAUUAAGGCGCGGUCUUACGAAAGAUUCCAACAAUAACACAGUAGCUAAUAUUUCCAACGUUAGCCGAGAAGUAAAAAGUGAAGAAUGGUUGAAACCUGCUUUAGUGAAAACAAUUAAAGAGAUGAAAAACUCUGAGAGUGGAAACUAUAUCUGCAAGGGCACAAUAAUUGACUUUCACCCUGAAGAAUCAUGGUAUUAUGAGUCAUGUGGAAAUGACAAAUGCUACAAAGGUGUUCCUAAAGGAAGCAAAAUCGGAGAUUAUUGCAAAAAAUGCAAAAAGCCGAUUGGAUCUAUAAAUAUAAGACAAAUAGUAGGAAUGACACGCCUGAAUUACUUGGCACCAUGUUGGAAAGAAAGUGUAUCUUUAAAGUCGAGGUAGCUAUGAGGUUUGGAGAUCGCGC